CCAACUACAACUCCCAGCGGCCCGCGCGGCUUCCGGCCGGCAAGAUGGUGGCGCGCAGGAGGAAGCGUGCGGCGCGGGACGCCGAAGAGGGGAUCCCGAGCCCCCCUGGCUACUCAGCCGUUCCCAUCAAGUUCUCCGAGGAGCAGAAGGCUUCCCACUACCUGUACAUGAGAGAGCACAGAGUUCGAGACGGCGCCAGGUCUUCCUGGCCUCUGAAGAGGACGCUGUUUGUCCUCAAUGUGCCCCCUUACUGCACAGAGGAGUGCCUGGCCCGCCUCCUCUCCCCCUGUGGCCCCGUGCAGUCAGUGGAAUUACAGGGGAAGCCCGAGCUCACCGAGAGCCCCAAGGAGCCAAAGUCGAAGUUUUUUCACCCCAAGCCUGUUGCGGGCUUCCAGGUGGCCUACGUGGUGUUCCAGAAGCCGAAAGGGGUGUCGGCUGCCUUAGCCCUGAAGGGCCCUUUGCUGGUCUCGACAGAGAGUCACCCCGUGAAGAGCGGCAUUCACAAGUGGAUCAGUGACUACACAGACUCCGUGCUGGACCCGGAGGCCCUGCGAGUGGAAGUGGACACAUUCAUGGAGGCGUACGACAGGAAGAUGGCCGAGGAGGAAGCGAAGGCCAAGGAGGAGGAAGGGGUCCCGGACGAGGAGGGCUGGGUGAAGGUGACACGCCGUGGCCGGCGGCCCGUGCUGCCCCGGACGGAGGCAGCCAGCCUGCGGGUGCUGGAGAGGGAGAAGCGGAAGCGCGCCCGCAAGGAGCUGCUCAACUUCUACGCCUGGCAGCACCGGGAGACCAAGAUGGAGCAUCUAGCGCAGCUGCGCAAGAAGUUCGAGGAGGACAAGCAGAGGAUUGAGCUGAUGCGGGCCCAACGCAAAUUCCGUCCCUACUGAGCCGCACGGACAGGGUGGUGGGGAUGGCCAGCAAGGACACGAAGGCCUAGAUGCUCUGAGACUGCCCCGGCCCGGAAGCUGCCACGUCAGACAGCACCAAGAAUCAGCCCACAGGCGGCGGGUAAAGGACAGUGCCACCCGCAGCCCUUGUCUCCAGCAGCCUGAGCCCGGAGCUGGUGAGCCUGCUCGGCAUGAGGACUUGGUUCUCAGGAGCCACCGGCCCAGGAAAGGGUUCUUGCUGCUCCUGUCUCCUCCCAGUCUGUCUGGAUCUUCCGCUAAAAGCUAAGUGUCUGCCAUGUUCUCCCCUUGACCCUCAGUGGCCAAGCCCCGCAGCUGUGAAAGCCCCAAAGGCAGUGAGAGAGAAAAGAACAAUUUAUUCAUCCAGGCGGACACAGGAAAGGCGAAAGAGCUGCUGGCUGCAAGCCGGGCGGCCUGUCCAGUCCUGCACUCCCAGCUCACUGCCGGUUUCCAGCCACAACACAGACCCCGAAUCCAGACACAGUCUCCCCUGUGAACUCACAAAUGUUGGAGACAGAAAUCACACCCCACACCUCUGCUCUGCCAGCUCCUGCUGCUCAAGACCAGUGAGGCCUGGCCCCGUCGUGCCUGGCCUGGCUGGGCCCGGAGCUGGGCGUCGGUGGUGAGUGGUGAGCACAGGUCUCAGUGGCCCCAGGCCCAGGGCUACAGCUGGGCUGGGAUCCUGUUCCCGCUCUGUAAGAAGGAGCCAAUGAUACUGGCCACGUGAUCGGGUUGGUUCAUGUGGACGUAGUGGUUGCCUGGAAUUUCCACAAAAUGGAACCGCUGGGGAAGGAGGGGACAGGUGGUGAGUGGUGGCUCCAGGGGCCCCUCUGGUGGGGCUUUCCUGGGGUCUGCUGCCUCCCUGUGGUUCAUGGCAUCCCUGGGUGAUUCAGGCCUGGCUCUAAGUUCAUGAGAAAGGCCUCUGGGAGGGAAGUGUGCCAGCCCUGGGGGCCUGGGCAUGCUGAGCGGUGAGCUUGGGGAAGUAGGCUGGGCGGAGCAAGUGGCGGUGCUGUUCUGUCCGACCCGCCCAGGAGGGAGCCAAUGGACAGGACAGGAGGGCACCGCCGAUGGCCACGCAGCCACACGGGCUUCCCAUUUCCGGGGCCAGGUGCUCCCCAGGGACAGUCAAGCACAAGUCCCAGCCCUCCUGCUUGGGGCCCACCCCCACCUGCAGCCAGCACCCAGUGAGGGGACUGGCCAUCUGUUCCCAUUUGGGAUCCUAGGAAACUGGGAUGGCCGCUGGCUGAGUCGGGCCUGGCCCCCUGGGUGUGAGGACAAUAAAAUCGGGAGAGUCUGCCAAUGAACAGUCUGCUCUGUGCCAGUUUACGUUGCCCACAGCUGGGAGUGAGGCCUGGUAGCUCCAGGGGCACCUGGUAGACCUGGGGCUGAGCCAGACCAGGAGUCUUAGUGGUUAGAGCACCGGCCUGUGGACUAAAGGGACCCAGGUUCGAUUCUGGUCAAGGGCACAUGCCCGGGUUACGGGCUUGAUCCCCAGUAGGGGGUGUGCAGGAGGCAGCUAAUCAAUGAUUCUCAUCAUUGAUGCUUCUAUCCCUCUCCCUUCCUCUCUGAAAUCAAUGAAAAUAUAUUUCAAAAGAGAAGAGGUAGCACGGUAGAGCCCCGAAGGGCAUGAUGCCCCCCCAUGCCCAGCCACCCUGAGCCCCACACCCACCUCUCCUAGGGCAGAUUUCAGCUGGUCAGUCAUGAACAGUAUGAGCCCCUUGUCAGCAUCAUAUUCUCUCCUCACGUCAAAAAAUCCUCCAGUUGCUCUGGAAAGCAAGAAACCAGGGUUCAUCUCAGGUCCGCCUCCAGCAGUGCCCUGCACCCUGGCCUGAGCUACCCCCCCUCGUCCACAGCUGGGUUCAGCCACUGGGUACCCACCCACACCUGAAGUCCCAGUUUGCCCUGGUCACAGCCAGUGAAUGUAGAGCCAGUGAAUGGUUUGAGUCUGUACUUUUUCUUUCCUUUUUAAAAAAAGUAUUUUUAUUGAUUUUUAGAGAGAGAAAAGCAUCAAUUGGCUGCCUCUUGCAUGCUUGCUACUGCGGAUCUAGCCCUAGGCACGUGCUCUGACUGGGAAUUGAACUGGCAAACAUUGGUACAUGGGUUGACGCUCAACCACUGAACUACACUGGCUGGAAUUU
Messenger RNA from Myotis daubentonii (Daubenton's bat), 3043 nucleotides. It is a transcript of the gene RRP7A, whose product is annotated as ribosomal RNA processing 7 homolog A. Gene Ontology annotation, biological process: rRNA processing; ribosomal small subunit assembly. Gene Ontology annotation, cellular component: CURI complex; UTP-C complex. Lineage: Eukaryota; Metazoa; Chordata; Mammalia; Chiroptera; Vespertilionidae. The record is from RefSeq and is a predicted model, not a curated record. Gene Ontology annotation, molecular function: nucleic acid binding.